This is a messenger RNA of Ruditapes philippinarum (Manila clam), 2137 nucleotides long. RefSeq names its product carbohydrate sulfotransferase 15-like. Gene Ontology annotation, molecular function: N-acetylgalactosamine 4-sulfate 6-O-sulfotransferase activity. The record is from RefSeq and is a predicted model, not a curated record. NCBI's taxonomy places the organism in Eukaryota, Metazoa, Mollusca, Bivalvia, Venerida, Veneridae. The transcript is spliced from 9 exons. The coding region runs from base 405 to 1985 and encodes 526 amino acids. Gene Ontology annotation, biological process: hexose biosynthetic process.
CAAAAACAAAAAAACAAGGGUAAUAAAUGCCACCGAAGAAGGCUGAAAAUCCCGAAGCUACGGCGAUUUCAAAAUAGCCAUUUUUGUUUAGGGCAAAGUUGGGAUUUUAUCUAUAUAGAUAAAUAUAUGGACAGACAGGAAGUCGAAUACAUUGACCAACACUUAGAAGUGAUCAAGUUAAUGUGUUUACUUAACAAUAAGAACACUUAAGUGUUUUAUUAAGCUCUGUUUGGAGAUAAUAAAUAUAUUGUGUUGAAGUGUGUACAGCAUAUUGUAACUAAUACCAAUAAAUAUAAUAUAUUGGUAAGAAUUGAUGUAAUGUCAACAACACCACGCCUAUUCGUGAUGGAUCUGUACCAAGAUAAAAGAAGCUUCUGCAGUUCAAGAUAAAGAGUCCUGAAAGUAUGAGAAUGAAAUACUCGUUAAACUAUCGGAUGCUACAUAGAAUAUCAAUAUGGCUAGCCAAAAGUGUUUGUAUACUGGCUGUUGUGGUGUUGUGUAUCAAGUUUUCUUUCAAUCCCUCCGUGUUAAAGAUGGCAGACGUUGCUGACUUUACCAGCAGAGAGUGGUCAAAUCCAUCUGGACGCAAAUAUACAUUGAACAAAAUUGAGAGAGACAAUGGCAGCACGAGACAGGAUACAUACAGUGUUGCAUCAACAACCGACGUUUGGACACCUGACAUUACACGUGAAACAAACUACUUAGACACUUCAGAAAAUUACCAGAAAGCAGCUACAGUAAUGAAAACGUCAACUUUAAAUUCGAGAAGAAAGUCUUCAGACCGCCUUCAGUCUCACACUUUAAAUACAAAAUUAAACGAAGAAAUACGGAUGAAACUAGAUAAAUCUAACUCAGUUGUAAUAUCAAAAAAAUUGAACUUAACUUAUACUUCUUCAAAAACGAAAGUUUUUAAGAAACAUCCACACGAAAUGGACUUCGAGAUGAUAGCGUCAGGGAAGUAUAUAAUAGAAGAUCUAAUGAAACAGGGUCCGUUCAAAUUCUUGAAAAACUUCAAAAGUCCAUGUUGGAAGCCAGCCGAGAAAAGCUCUUGGGAGCCUCCAAUCCGAUGUCUGCCCUACUUUUAUUUGAUUGGCGCUCCAAAGUCAGGUACGACCGAUAUGCACCGGCGGCUGAUCAAACAUCCUGAGAUAUCAAAAUUGGUGGUAAAAGAACCUCACUGGCUAACCAGAAGACAUUACUACGGCCACGGGAUAAACGGAGGGUACUCCAAUUUGACUCACUAUCUCAAAGUCUUUAAAUUUGCUACGAGAGAUGUGCUUUUGAGGAAAGACUCUGAAGGCUUCCAUAACGUUAUAUUCGGAGAUUGCUCAGCGUCCACAUUAUGGGACAAUGAUUAUUGGACUAUUUUACCAGAAUUCAGAAACCUGUCGGAACCUCUAUAUACCAAUGCCGAUUAUAUUCAUCAUUUAAAUCCUAAUGCAAAAAUUAUUGCCAUGUUAAGAAAUCCAGUUGAGAGGUUGUACUCGGACUAUCUGUUUUUUCAACAAUUUCAACAAGGAAGCCCAGAGAUGUUUCAUGAAGGUGUCAAGAACAUUAUCAAAGAUACUUAUAAUUGCUUGAGAAAUAACAGUCUGCGCCAUUGUUUAUAUACACCAGCUAAAAGCCGACCUGGUAUUGUGAUUAGACUUCGAAUUGGCGUUUACCAUCUGCAUUUAAAAGAAUAUUUCCGUGUAUUCCCACGUGAACAGGUGAUGGUGAUCAAACUUGAAGACUUUUCAAACAAUACAUAUUCCUAUAUGAAACAAAUCUUUUCGUUUUUAGAAAUAUCGACAUUAAAAGCAAAGGACUUACAAAAGAUUGCGGAUCCAAAUCAGCAUGCAAAUAAAAGAAGAAAGAAGGAUAAACAAGCAGGGGAAAUGUUGCCGGAAACCAGGAAGAUGUUGGAAAACUUUUACCGCCCCCAUAAUGAUCUUUUAUCAAAACUCCUAGGAGAAAAGUUUAAUUACAAUCGAGAUUUGGGUUAAUGCACUAAAUACAUUUUGGAAGAGAUAAGAUUUAAGUGUAAACGAACUACACAGUAUCUAAAGUUGUAUAGUAUUAGAAAAGACAUCGUAAACGGAUGUAAACAUGGCGUAUCAUAUCAUUGUUAUCAAUUGAUGUUAAAGCUAUAGGCGCG